CCGCGCCUCCCGGUCUCCGCAGCGCUCGCCGCCAGCACCAUGGCCAGCACCAUGUCCGCCUACAAGGAGAAGAUGAAGGAGCUGUCCGUGCUGUCGCUCAUCUGCUCCUGCUUCUACUCACAGCCACAUCCCAACACCAUCUACCAGUAUGGGGACAUGGAGGUGAAGCAGCUGGACAAGAGGGCCUCUGGCCAGAGCUUUGAGGUCAUCCUCAAGUCCCCUUCUGACUUGUCACCGGAGAGCCCUGUGCUCUCCUCCCCCCCCAAGAGGAAGGACACCUCCCUGGAGGAGCUGCAGAAGCGGCUGGAGGCAGCUGAGGAGCGGAGGAAGACGCAGGAGGCGCAGGUGCUGAAGCAGCUGGCGGAGCGGCGCGAGCACGAGCGGGAGGUGCUGCACAAGGCGCUGGAGGAGAACAACAACUUCAGCCGCCUGGCGGAGGAGAAGCUCAACUACAAGAUGGAGCUCAGCAAGGAGAUCCGCGAGGCGCACCUGGCGGCGCUGCGCGAGCGGCUGCGCGAGAAGGAGCUGCAUGCCGCCGAGGUGCGCAGGAACAAGGAGCAGCGAGAGGAGAUGUCCGGCUAAGGGGCUUUGGACACCACCGCACCUGGAUCCUGAGCCGAGACAAGAACACAUUCGGGUUUUGUUUUUGUUUUGUUCAACUCUGUCUAGAUGCAACACUUUGUUCCCGCUCCUCCCCUCACCUCCCGCACUCCCAGCUUCAUGCUUCUGUUUCCGCACUCUGAGCUGUCCAGUCCCGUGGCAGCCGCUGGCCACAGGCUCUCCCCGGAGGAGUCACGGGCGGGGUGGGGUGGGGCACAAGGUCCCUCAGUUCAGGCACCAGACUGGGUGGUGGCUGGGUCCCCUCUUGGCAGUCCUCUUAGCGGACGUGCUGGUGACCAGCGGCGGUGGCAGGAACAUGUAGUCUAUGCUGGGUUGUCCUGUGAGCACCCCCAAGCAAAGGCACCACCACCUGAGGUCCUGGGUGGAGGAGGAGGAGGAAGGCGUGGACUGAGAGGAGCCUGUGGGCAGUGCGGGUCGGCCUUGGGGAUGGGCGCAGUGGAGCUUUGCGAACUGAUGGGCGGAGGCUGCAGCGCCUCUUCGUGUGGCUGUACAGGGGUCCUUGGAGACCGGCUGGCCUGGGGGCCUGUGGUCAUUGCCUGUGGCUGGAGUGGGGGCCUGUGGAAGGUGCCUGGCCUGAGCCUUCAGGGAGUGGGCAUUCUCUACCAAGGACCCAGAGCAGGCUGGGUGGUGAACAGGGUUGUGGCAGCGUGACACCCCUGCUGGCCCCUCCUCCCAGAAGUGCCCUCCUUCCAGAGCCCCCGCCAAGGCCCCGGGAAAGCCGUCCUGCUCUUCCUCCCUCCUCCCCGACACCUGUCCCCAGAGUCCUUCGCAGUCCUGCCCACGACGCUCCUGCCCUCGCGCUUUCAGGCUUGCCUCCAGCCAGUGUAGCCACGUGUGAGUGGCAGCCACAGGUGCUUCUCGGGAGCCCCUAGCAGACGGCAGAGGGCAGACGGCAGGGGCCAGGGCUCCCAAGCCACCGCCCCACCUGGUCCAUCCUUGGCACUCCUGGCUGUUGGCCCCUCUGGCCAGCCUGCAGGCUGGAGUCCUGGCUCUAGCACUUUCCUGCAAAGACCCUCCUGGACUGGGUUCCUCCCCCACCCUCAGCCUGGCCUCUGAGGACCACCACCUGCCUGGACAUGGGGUUGUCUGGUUUUGGACCCCCUGCAGCACCGUCCCCUUCUCCAGGGCAGUCCCACCCUCCGUGGGCACUGGUGCAGGGUCCCUGCGGACCAUUCUCCUGGUGGAGAGAGGAGGGGACGGACUAUAAGUCCUCGCAGGACCCAGAGCCCAGCUUCCUUCCUGCAGAAACGAACGGGGGCCAGCCAGGGAUCAGGGUGAGAGCUGAUCCCCGGGCUUAGGGGAGGUGGGGACACAUGCCUCCUCCUCGGCCCCACUGAGCGAGCCUCCAGGAGGGGUAAGCUAGGAGUGGGCCCAGCAAUGCCACCCGAAGCUUUGGCGGGCCUCGGAGGGAUGUGGGAAGGGAGCGGAGGGCCGAGUUUCUUUAGCUGGGCAGCUCUCAGCGCGGAAGCCUGGUGUAAAUGCACCCAUCUCACCCUGUAGUGAAAGUGAACUUAAAAACUAAAUCAAAUCAACAAUUAAAGAAAAAACAAACGUGUGUGUUUA
Eptesicus fuscus (big brown bat) is the source of this 2184-nucleotide messenger RNA. RefSeq names its product stathmin 3 (gene STMN3). Gene Ontology annotation, molecular function: tubulin binding. Gene Ontology annotation, cellular component: neuron projection; cytoplasm. Gene Ontology annotation, biological process: neuron projection development; regulation of microtubule polymerization or depolymerization; microtubule depolymerization. The transcript is spliced from 5 exons. Bases 40 to 582 code for a protein of 180 amino acids. Lineage: Eukaryota; Metazoa; Chordata; Mammalia; Chiroptera; Vespertilionidae. The record is from RefSeq and is a predicted model, not a curated record.